Anneissia japonica is the source of this 1131-nucleotide messenger RNA. RefSeq names its product spore germination protein 270-11-like. The record is from RefSeq and is a predicted model, not a curated record. The coding region runs from base 1 to 1131 and encodes 376 amino acids. The transcript has 9 exons. NCBI's taxonomy places the organism in Eukaryota, Metazoa, Echinodermata, Crinoidea, Comatulida, Comatulidae.
AUGUGCUUUUGUCUUACAAUUAGUGCUUACUCUGCCAUAUCUGAGAGUGCUACCGUCAUUGACUGCUGUACUGUAGGUAAAUAUAACUUCAAUCAAGCGUUAGAAUGCCUAAGGGACGAAUCGACAAAGGAUUCUGCUAAUUAUGGAUCAGAUACUAAGGAACUACCGACGGAUUCACCAUAUGCAUGUGGAUGCUCGUACGAAUACAAGUCAAACGAUAUAUUCUACAAAUGCAGUUUCAAAGGCGAAUACAAAUUUGGAGAAAAUGACUUUCUUGAAUUCGAAGUUGUAUCAAGAGACCCUAUGAUUCAAAGAUGCUGUAGCUUAGACAAAAAUUUUAAGGAGUCUGUUGAAUGCUUAAGAUGGGUGCGCAACCAGACAGAUUUUGAAGAUGCAACUGUUUCACCGAUUAAUGGAGGAAAUUCUGUCACACAAUUUUCAAGGAAUUUUAUAGAUCAGUAUACUUGCGAUUGCAACCCAAAACAGCUCGGAGGAGAGAAUUACUACGAAUGUGUAUUUUUUAGUGAUUUCGGGACGGUUAAAUACAACUUUACCAAAACUUCAUCUUCGAGUGACAUAGUAUUCUGCUGUAGCACUAUAGAGUACACUGAACAAGGAGUUAAUGAUCGGGUUGAAUGUUUGAGAGAAAAGGAAGAUUUUAUACCUUCAGAGCAAUUAGGUGGAAACAUAGAUCCAGCAAGAAUUGUACUAACAUACAGUGGCGAUCAUACCAAUAGCUUAGAUGACUCUACAAUCCACGAACAAGUUGAUGGACAAGCUGGUGAAGCUAAUGUUGUAUCAGUGACUAAAAGUGUGCCAGUGUCAGGCUCAGGUAAUGCAUCCUCAAUAAAUGGUGUGCCAGAAACAGACGAGGCGUCCGGGACAGGUGGUGCAUCAUCAACAGGUGGUCCGUCAGGGAGUAGUGGUGUGUCAGGGACUGAAGGUGUGUCAGGGACUGAAGGUGCAUCGGCAACAGGUGGUGUGUCAAAGACUGGAGAUGCAUCAGCAACAGGUGGUGUGUUAGGCAUAAGCGGUUUGUCAGGAACUGGAGGUGCAUUGGCAACAGGUAGUGUGUCAGGGAGAAGUGGUGUAGUAGGCACUGGAGGGGCAUCAGCAACAGGUGUUGUGUAA